AUGUCCUUUGCCAAGCUUGCUUCAAUCGUCGCUCUCGCUACUGUUGCGAAUGCCGCCGUCACUAAGCGCGUAACCUGCGCCGACGGCAACAUCACCGCCAACGAGGCGUGCUGCGUGCUCUUCCCCAUCCUCGAGGACAUUCAGACGAACCUUUUCGACGGUGGCGAAUGUGGCGAAGAGGUUCACGAGUCACUCCGUCUGACCUUCCACGACGCGAUUGGUGUCUCCCAGAACAAUCCAGCCGUGGGCACCGGCGCAGACGGAUCCAUGAUCAUCUUUGCAUCGACUGAGACAAACUUCCACGCAAACGGCGGUAUCGACGACAUUGUAGACGCCCAGACGCCCUUCGUCCAGGCGCACCCGGAAAUCUCCGUCGGCGACUUCAUCCAGUUCGCGGGCGCGGUCGGUGUCUCCAACUGUCCCGGCGCUCCUCGUCUUCAGUUCCUCCUCGGUCGCAAGAACGCCACUGCACCCGCACAGGACUUGACCGUUCCCGAGCCCUUUGACACCGUCGACAGCAUUCUCGCUCGCUUUGAUGACGCUGGCGGCUUCACCCCCGCCGAAGUCGUCGCUCUCCUCGCUUCACACACUGUCGCAGCCGCUGACCUCGUCGACCCGACCAUUCCCGGAACUCCCUUCGACAGCACGCCGUUCACCUUCGACACCCAGUUCUUCGUCGAGACCCAGCUCCGCGGCACGCUCUUCCCUGGUAACGGCGCGAACCAGGGUGAGGUCGAGUCCCCGUUGCACGGCGAGAUUCGUCUGCAGUCCGACUCUGAGCUCGCUCGCGACUCGCGCACUGCAUGCCUCUGGCAGGCGAACGUCAACAACCAGCAGCACAUGAUGACCUCGUUCGCCGCCGCGAUGGCCAAGCUCGCAGUGCUCGGUCAGGACACCAGCAACAUGGUCGACUGCUCGGACGUCAUCCCCGUUCCCAAGACUUUCACCUCAUCGGCGACCUUCCCCGCUGGCCUUUCCAACGCCGAUGUUGAGCAGGCAUGCGCCACCUCCGCAUUCCCCACACUCAAGACCGACCCCGGCCCGGUAACCUCUGUUGCCCCCGUCCCUCCCUCGUAA
This is a messenger RNA of Peniophora sp. CBMAI 1063, 1077 nucleotides long. The record is from the annotation of a GenBank genome assembly. NCBI's taxonomy places the organism in Eukaryota, Fungi, Basidiomycota, Agaricomycetes, Russulales, Peniophoraceae.